AUGCCAUGUGACAAGAAAUGCAGCAAUCCUUCCAUGAUUGAUGCAUUACUUGACCACAUUUCUUCUCAUUUCCCUGGUCACAGUCCAUUUGCAACUGUAUCCAAUGGUGCUGUCAAUGGACCUGGGAGUUUAAGUUCAGCAGGACCUGUACAAGUACCAACUACAAUCUGGUGGGCUCAGACAGAUACUACUAGUUGCGUCAUCCCACUCCUGGCCUGUGACACAGAUGGGUAUCAUUCUAUUGCAGCUCUUUGUCCUGUCAUGACCAUAUUCAAAAUACGAGCUUGUGUAUUGUGCAAUACUGGUGCCACUGAACUGAAGUCAAAGCCUGGUUUCUUUGUGUCCAAUUUAGUAUUUGGAGAUGCCACUGAAAGGAUCAGUGAAGUUGCUUGGACUCCCAAUGCUAUCUGUAAAUGUAACCAGCUAAAAAUUGGAAAGGUAUAUUCUAUCAGUGGUGGACAGAUCAUUGAGCCUCCUGGUCAGUAUUUGGUUGGUUCUCCUUUCCAGAUCAAAUUCAUGAACAGAAUAGAGAUUAGAGAGUUGCCUGAUGAUGGGAAAGUGCCAGCACUCAAAUAUGACUUUGUGAAGCUUAAAGACAUUGGAUCUGUGUGGUCUGGCAGUUUUGAUAUUCUUGUUGUGGUAAACAUGGUCAGAGAAGAGAUUCAUAUGUUCAAUAUGAACAAGGACUGUACCUGUGCACCAGUUGACUUGGCCAAAACUUUUAUACCAGCAUCUCACCUGUUUACUCCUGUUGAUAAAGGAAUAUUACUGCAAGAACUUCAAGUAUUGGACACUUCUGGUUAUGCCAGUUGUGUGGUGCUGUGGGAACAAGAUUCUGAAUCAUUCAAUGCUGUUCCUGGUGAUGUCAUAGUCAUACAGGCUGUCUGA
Messenger RNA from Dacryopinax primogenitus, 888 nucleotides. RefSeq lists its product as uncharacterized. The transcript has 6 exons. The record is from RefSeq and is a predicted model, not a curated record. NCBI's taxonomy places the organism in Eukaryota, Fungi, Basidiomycota, Dacrymycetes, Dacrymycetales, Dacrymycetaceae. The coding region runs from base 1 to 888 and encodes 295 amino acids.